This is a messenger RNA of Rubroshorea leprosula, 2545 nucleotides long. The record is from the annotation of a GenBank genome assembly. Lineage: Eukaryota; Viridiplantae; Streptophyta; Magnoliopsida; Malvales; Dipterocarpaceae.
AUGUCCUCUAAAAUUCUGAGGCCGAGUCGGAGGGAAGCUCCGACGCCCUAAAGGUUGAACUCCGGUUUCUGAUUUUGAUCUUUUCCCUCACCAAAGAGUUGAGGGAUCGUAUUCGUCCGAGCGAUGCAGCGAGCCGUUGAUAACGUCCUCGCUGUUACCAAAGAAUCAGUGAAGACCUUCACUUAUGAGGCUUUGAACAACAUUGUGAGAUUUAUCAAUGGGUUGUCAGCACUUCUACUGACCAUUUUGCCAGGAAAGGCAAAUAUUCUUGAAGGUGUCCAGGGUUGGGAGCUCAGGCCAACCUUUCGGGGACCUCGAUUUCCUCGCUGGAUGGAGAAAGGCGCUUCGUCAUUCAACCGGUUCAUCCAUGAGCUUUCUGUGGAUUCUGAUACUUCUAGUGUGGAUUAUACUUCUGAAGAAAAUGACUUUGAUGAAAUAUGCCCUGCAUCACCAACUUCUCAAAGUUCACGAGUGUCCAGAACAAGCACUCAGAGUAACUGUGGUUGGCAUUGGACUGAUUGGAUUGCUUACAUGCUUUCAUGGAUGUUCCUACCUGCUAAGCUUCUCUUGGGGAUACCAUUUCGUCUUUUUUGUUUAUUUUAUAUGAGGCAAUCAAGGGCUUUGGCUACUCCUCAAAGCCCCAAGUCUUUGCAUGUACAUUCUAUUAGGAAACCUCACACCCCUGGGGACCAUGUCGUUCACCGUACCACUGACAGGAGACGUGGAGUUAUUGAGGAUCUCCAUUUGGCAAUUGAAAUUUUCAUUGAAACUAUAUUUGAUAUGUUUCACAAGGCUGCUCACUGUCUUCUUUCCCCAUCAGAGGCAUUAAAAAUAGUUCUAAGAUGGUUUUCAUCUCCAAGAAGUGGUGUUAAAGAUGUUCAUCCUGGUGUUUCAGAUGCUUCUGUCACCACAGCCACUUUUGGAUCGAAUGAUCCUACCGUUAAAGAAAGGAAAACUACUCUCUACCAGUCACUCAAUACAGAUGCUAGGACAUGUCAGGAUGUCAUAACAGAGAUGGGGUACCCUUAUGAAGCUAUUCGUGUCAUCACUUCUGAUGGAUAUGUUCUUCAUUUGGAAAGAAUUCCAAGACGUGAUGCUCGAAAGGCAGUUUACCUACAGCAUGGAAUUUUGGAUUCAUCUAUGGGUUGGGUUUCUAAUGGUGUUGUUGGGUCUCCGGCUUUUGCAGCUUAUGAUCAAGGGUAUGACGUUUUCCUUGGGAAUUUUCGUGGUUUGGUUUCUAGGGAGCAUGUGAACAAAAAAAUUUCAUCACGACAGUACUGGCGAUAUUCAAUCAAUGAGCACGGGACUGAGGAUAUUCCGGCCAUGAUAGAGAAGAUCAAUGAGGUCAAAACUGCUGAAUUGAAAAUUAGCCGUCCUGAUGAAGAAACAAAUGAUGAGCAACCUUACAAACUCUGUGCAAUCUGCCAUAGCUUGGGAGGGGCUGCUAUAUUAAUGUAUGUUAUAACAUGUAGGAUUGAAGAGAAGCCCCACAGGCUGUCAAGAUUAGUUUUGCUAUCGCCUGCAGGAUUCCAUGAUGAUUCUUCAUUAGCCUUUACAGCAGUGGAGUAUCUGUUCUGUCUGUUGGCUCCUAUUAUGGCACCACUUGUGCCUGCAUUUUAUAUACCAACCAGGUUCUUCCGCAUGCUGUUAAACAAGUUGGCACGGGACUUCCAUAAUUAUCCUGCAGUUGGAGGACUAGUCCAAACACUAAUGAGUUAUGUUGUGGGUGGAGACAGCUCAAAUUGGGUUGGUGUGUUAGGGUUAUCUCACUACAACAUGAAUGAUAUGCCAGGAGUUUCUUUUCGUGUGGCUCACCACCUUGCACAAAUAAAACGAGGUGGAAAAUUUAGAAUGUAUGAUUACGGGAGUGCAUCUGCCAACACUGAGGUGUAUAAAUCUCCAGUGCCUUUAGACUUGGGUGAAUACUAUGGACUAAUUGAUAUUCCUGUUGAUCUGGUUGCUGGUCGAAAGGAUCAGAUAAUUCGCCCUUCAAUGGUUAGAAAGCAUUAUAAGUUGAUGAAGGAUUCACGUGUAGACGUAUCAUAUAAGGAAUUCGAGUAUGCACAUUUGGACUUCACAUUUUCCCACCAUGAAGAGCUCUUGGCAUAUGUAAUGUCCCACCUGCUUCUUGUGGAACCUUCUUCAAAGCAUCAAUCUAGUAACAAGACUGUAAAGGUGAAAAAGGAAGGGCAAGAAAUUCCUAACAAUUGAAGAAUAGAAUACCACGCAAUUCUGUAUUUCGGCUUCUGGAUUUGACAUGGGUUUUGCUAUAUCUUUAGUUCCAAUGCUGUUGUACAUGGUUCAAUAGAUAUAUCCGUUACAUCCCUGUAAUUAGUGAUAGAGCCAGGGUAAAUAUGUCUCUGAUUCCCUCUAAUUUUUUUAGGGAAUCGGAUGGUAAAUUACUCGGAAGUGCUUUUAGGGGUAGGAGGUUUGAAAAUUUCAUUUGUUUGUUUGUAAACUGCAUAUGAAAUCAGUCAGGAGAGACUCCAUGUUCUUAGAAAGCUGUUUCAUACUCGUUUGUUGCUAACACCAAUUGGUGAUGGAU